Molecule: messenger RNA, 1428 nt
Organism: Sclerotinia borealis F-4128
Lineage: Eukaryota; Fungi; Ascomycota; Leotiomycetes; Helotiales; Sclerotiniaceae
Source: the annotation of a GenBank genome assembly
AUGCCCAUCUCUCAUGAAAUUAAACCCCCAAAAGGUUCAAAACAAGUGGCACGAAAGCGCAAGAGGGAUAGCACUUCAAGUGAACAUUCAAUCCCAACAUCUUCUCCUGAAAGUGGCAAAAGGAAUAAACGAGCUACGAGAGCAUGCGAGCGCUGUCGCAAUAAAAAGAUAAAAUGUGAUAUUGAACGCGACAUUGCUUGCAAUGCAUGUGUCGAUGCAAAUGUGGUAUGUGAGGCGGGCAACGGAAAGCAUACCGAAGACAAAAAGUAUCCUCCGGGAUACACUGAAUCCCUAGAGAAUACCUACCAAGCAAUGAUACUUGUUGUAGACAAGCUCUGGCGGAUGUUGAAGAACGGGGAGGAGUGGACUUUUGCAGAGCCUCGGAUGAAGGACGAAGGAAAAGGUCCUGUGGUCAUCCAUGAUAUAGCUCAGGCACUGGGAUGCAUCCGAAAUGCAUCUAGCCUUCCUGAGUCUUUCGUUGAGGACGCACCAGCUCUAUUGACUCGAUUAUCAUUAGAAGAGAAAAUGAUAAUCAAGCAGGAACCUCCGACAGAAGUCACCAUAUCUACCGAAGAACCUUCACCGGAAUUUCAAAUCAAAUCGCCCAAAUCCUCGCCUGAAUUCAAAGUUGAAUCACCUCUGAAUUAUCCAUGCCAGUUCCCCCAGAUUUCCGAAAUAGACCUAAUCAACCAAACUAAGUCUUCGUUUACACUUCAGUUUCAACCAUCGAACAAUCCUCCAUCACUAGCAUCAAUUUCGAGAUUAGCAGCCAGAGAUCAAAAACUCAGCGCUUCUAGAAUGUCACUUGUGUCUUUUAUUGGAUCUAAAAGUAAGAAUCAAGUGCCCAACGUCAACAUGUCCCACUCGCAUGUGAUCGAUAAGCUAGCAUCAAACUUCCCCUCUGAUUAUACCUUCAACAAACGAGUGAUUCAGGGCACCAUGGCCCACCGCCGAGCACCUGGUUUAACGAUACAACCACAAUCUUAUCAUUUUCAAGAAAUAUCUGCAUUAUCCGCCUCAUCUACAGUAUCAUCGCUCUCGCCUACCUACUCCACAGACUCGCUGUUUCAAUCUAACGUCUCACCGUUCUCGCCUGCUGCCUACCAAGCAAACUCGCCAUUAUCCUCUUCCGGAGAUUCUUACCAAGUAGACUGUUCCAUGUCUUCAUCGCCAUACCUAUCCACCUUGCACGAGGAUCCAUAUUUAUCCCCUAUCCAGUGUUUCGACAACUUUUCCAAUCCGCAUUUCCACGAGCAUAAUACGUCAUUGUUCGAUGAACAAGCUGCUAGCGACUCCUUUGACGGAUCACCUUGCUUUGGGAAUUCGGAUUCUUCAUAUCAAUAUGGAACAGGCUUUGGUGAUCUGAAUGGGCUUUGCUUUUCGGCCGAAGAUGAACUUAUCCACCGGGACCUGAUGAAUAACACUUGA